AUGAAGCCAGAUUUCUUCAAAAAUCUACCACCAGAAAUCAUCACCGAGAUCUUCUUAAGAUUACCUGUUGUAAGCAUUCCAAUAAGCAAAUGUGUUUGCAAGCGAUGGCUCCAUCUGCUGGAGUCUGAUGCUUUUGUCAAGUCUCAUUUUGCCAGAUCCGCCCCCGCCCUCGUUGUUUUGGGGGAUUCAGGUCAGUUGAAAGUUUUGGAAUUGGAAGGCGAGCUCGAUCUCCAUCUCCAUCUCGAUCCACUCACCCACUAUGAUUUCCCUUACCACAGAGGAAACAUAGUAAGUUGUGUUAAUGGUUUUCCUAUUCUAAGGAAUUGUGGAGAUGAUGCUCUAAUGGAGAAUGAUUGGCUUUCUGUAUGUAAUCCGAUCACUCGUGAAGUUAUUAAGCUGGAUCUGCUGGAUCUGUCUUCAGAAGUAGCAUCUGCUUAUGGAUUUGGGGCAAGCAAAAUCACUGGCAGAUACAAGGCGGUCUGUAUUUACUUUGAGUCCUAUGAUGAUAAACUGGAUUGUCAUGUAUACACUCUUGGAACAGGAUCUUGGCGACGCCUUGAAGGUAUUCCGUAUGUGCACCAUUUUGGUCCAGGUGCAUUUGUUAAUGGAAAUCUCCAUUGGAUAGCAACCAUUGGAGGAGAAGCGUCAUGGAUUUCUUGCUUUGAUGUUGAAACAGAAUGUUUUAGCUUCUUUAAAGCUCCUCCUUAUCAUGCUCAAGGAUUGCCCUUCAUAAGAGGAAGGUCCAUUUCUGCUUUGAGUGGUUGCCUAUGGUUUUGCAAGGUAGCAUCCGAACAUGUAAAUGAUGGUGGAUGCGAGCUUACUAUUUGGAUUAUGAAGGAAUAUGGAGUGGACGAAUCUUGGAGCUUGGAAUAUGUGAUCCCCCAUGACCUUGAUGAUGGCUUGAGGUAUGUUGUUCCCAUCAAAGUUUUCGAAAAUGGCGACCUAUUGAUGUUAGUGACGGUACGCUUUUCCAGGCGCAUUUUCUACUACUCUAACAAGAAUAAAACUAUGCAAAGGAAGGCCUCUAACGCACUCGCGUGUGGGCUUUUCACUCCCACCCUUGUUUCACUCAAAACUUUAGGUUUAGGUGUGGAGAAUGUAAUCUCAUUCUGA
Molecule: messenger RNA, 1113 nt
Organism: Salvia miltiorrhiza (redroot sage)
Lineage: Eukaryota; Viridiplantae; Streptophyta; Magnoliopsida; Lamiales; Lamiaceae
Product: F-box/kelch-repeat protein At3g23880-like
Exons: 1
Coding region: 1-1113 (370 amino acids)
Molecular function (GO): protein binding
Source: RefSeq, a predicted model, not a curated record